CUUUUGUUGACUCUUUGGCUCGAAGUAUGCACCAAUUCUAGCACGAUCAUGCCGUCCAUAGACUUAUUCCUGGACGGACGGGAUCCGGGGAUUGAUUCAAUAGGCUCCAAUCCACUCCCUUAUACCUUACAGACACCUUCCGGCCUGGCCAUCGUCGAGAUCCAAGGAACCAUCCACACUCCGAUGUCGACUGCGCAAACUGACACACUAUCAUCCCAGGCUACCUCAAACACACCUAUUGGCCGUCUUGAAUUCCCUUUCUACGAGAACGGCGACCAAAGCGAAGGGAAAUGGAUGAAAAGAGUCUAUCUAUACGUGGGAAAACAUCAACGCCUGACUGGCGAAGUCAAGAAACUCCCCAAGCCUCUGGGAGUUCUCCGAAAAAGACCGGUUAACGCGGUUACUAGUAGUAGCCAAGUUGCGGACGAGUCAAGUGGAGAUCUGGACUUGGUUGAUGUGAUCAAGUACAAGCUCCUAUUCAGCGGCAGGCCAGAACCAGUGGGCGAAUGAUAGACACAAUCCUGUGUAUACCCAUGUAUGAAUAUUCAAACAACUCGGCACAACGUCAGAUCUCCAGCCGUAUUCAUGGAGACUCUUAUCCCAGGAAAGGGAGGGCCAACGCAUGAAAGCUCAGGAGAGUUCCCAUUCUCAAUCACAGUGGUUACAGCGGUGGCUCUACAAUCUUAACACGGUCGACAUAACCAUGGCCAGGGAACCAUCCAAACAUUGCGGCUGACGACUGUGGAAGAUACUGGCUUCUUUACCUCGUCUCGGAUGUCAUAAAUACAUGGCUCCAUUCUAUCUGAUCGAAGCGGGCUGAAAAACUAUGGACAAAGCACCCAAAACCCAUACGAACAACUAUACUAACAGGCCGUUACUCUGGUUGGCGAGACUAUGACGACAUUUUCUUAUCCAUUGAGCGCUAUCCAGAUUGUCGAUCCCUGGUUUGAUGACAAUCAAAGGCCCAUUUUCUCCGGUUGAGGUCAUACUCGCCUAAAUGGCGAACCGCUGCAGCCGCUCCAAUGCUCUGCGCAAUAGGGAUGGAUUAUGGGGCACAAAAUGUAAACCUGGUUCCAAAGAACCCAGGACUGUAGGUGUGGAAGGCUCCGUGGUAUCCUGAACUCCACCUACCCCAGUGUCAUCCCCAACAUCUGGGAGUGGAACAUUGGUGGGAAUGCUCUGGUCGGUUGAUGGAAGUUCAGUCGAUGCUGGAGGUUCAAUCGCUGAGCUCGGGACGACAUCUGUGCCAUUCAAUGGAGGUAGUGCAGCAGUAGUGCUGUUGGUGGUCGGGUCAAGGGAUGGCUGUGCAUUGGUCGAGUUGGUACUCUCAUUACUUUGGGUGGAGUUUGAUGGAGGAGAUGGGUCAAACUCGAUGGGCAGGAAACCAGAGUUUUUGGGAUCACUGAGGACCUUGUCGGAGCUUUGUCGCUUGGCUUUCUCGGCGAAGUGACUAUGUUCUGGUGUGCGUUUGUCCAGCAACGCUGGUACAGGUUGACUUGGAAUCUUGAUAUCAUUUGAUGUCGAAGAAGUGCCCCCAAUUAGCUGUCCGCUUUCUCCAGAUGGGAUGACCCAUGGAUAAACACUUGUCGGCGCUCCAACGAGUAACAAGGCGGCAACAAAGGAUCUCGAGUCGAGUCGCAUUCUUAUAACGUUCGUGUCAACGGAAUGCUUGAAGGGGUGAGUGAUAAUCAAAGCGGCUACGCCGCACAAAGGAUAAGGGUAGAAUAAUAGCUUCAAAAGGGCUUAUAGUACAGAGUUGAACGAGAGUCUG
Exophiala mesophila is the source of this 1771-nucleotide messenger RNA. RefSeq lists its product as uncharacterized. Gene Ontology annotation, biological process: mitotic sister chromatid cohesion. Gene Ontology annotation, cellular component: Ctf18 RFC-like complex. The transcript has a single exon. The coding region runs from base 49 to 510 and encodes 153 amino acids. The record is from RefSeq and is a predicted model, not a curated record. NCBI's taxonomy places the organism in Eukaryota, Fungi, Ascomycota, Eurotiomycetes, Chaetothyriales, Herpotrichiellaceae.